AAACCAUUUAGCUUGGCUCGGAGCACUCGCAACGCGAAAAACGCGACGGCCAAAAACAACAAAAACGAAAAAAACAACGUUUUGCGCGCCUCCUCCAAACCGUUCGCUGCGGGUACGUGUGUACACAGACACACCGACGCAGGCAGAGCGCAGAGCGCAGAGCGUGGGCGUUGGAGGCCGCUGGCAGGCGUUAUGGCACUGAGCAAGACAAGCAAAACGAAAGCUGGCGCCAAAGAGGAGCAGAACGAACUGGUCGAAUUCGAGCCCAAAGAUGAUGACGAGAGCAACGAGGCAAGUGCAAACGAUUGCGAUACAGAAGCUAUAACCAAAGAAGAGGAAUGGAUAACGAAGCGCAAAACCGAGCUAACGACAACAAGACAAAUCGAGACGCGUGUAAAGCGGCAAGUGAAGCUGCAGGAUGGCAAAGUGAUCGAAGAUUCCGGCCCGAUAGUCUCCACCAACACGACCGAGGACACGGACAAACAGGAAACGGAAACAACCGAGAAACGCGACCUGGGUCUGCCCGACGAGCUGGAUGGCAAGGCGCAGCUAAUAGAUGCCGCAGCGCUGCAGGCGGGCGCCGCCAACGAGACGCAGCUGGCCCAGCUACAGGAGGCGUUCGGCAUCGAUGGCGGCAAGCUGGUGCGGCGCAUGGUGCCGCGUCCCGUGGACGGUCUGGUGCGUCAGAUCGACGACAAGCGCACCAUUUCGCACGAGGAGAUCAAGGACUACCAGGAGACGCAGGACGUCAAGCACUUGGGCGACUUUACCGACGAGACCUACGUAAAGGCCGUUCGUGAGGGUGUUGAGGAUCUUGAGGCGGUGCUUUGCUCGCCAGAGAGUCAGCAGCAGUUGGUGGCGCUUGGGCCGCAGCUGGUGGCGAAUACGAGCCGAUCGCGUAAGACCAUCGAUUCGGAGGAUACGCAAAAGCGUUGCCUCGCCCAGGAGGACGGCACACUGGUAACCGAAAGUAAACGCACCACCGAGCACGAGAUAAUACUUGACGGCGACGAGCCGGAUCAGCCAAACCGGUCGCCGACGUCCGGCAAUGAGCUGCUGGAGCGGCCCGUCGAACAGUUGACGACCAUAACGGCGGCAAGUCAACGGUUUUUCAAGCAGCGGGACGAACAGCAUGUCGAUCUGCUAGCCGACGGCAAACUGGUGGCCACCGAGAUGCGCUACGCAGCCGAGCAGACCCAAAUGGAAAAGGACGGCUCCCUGGAGCGACCCGGCGACUGGGACAGCCUAUCGGAUCGCAUGCGCAAGCUGCGUCGCUCCCAGCAGCAGCAGCAGCAGCAGCAACAGCAGCAGCUGCAGCAAAAAGAGGUUGCGCUGCUGGCGGAUCGCAAGGACGCGCUGACCAAGCGGCCGCUCGACUUUGAUCGCGAGGAGGAGACGCGCAAGGGCGAGACCAUGAAAUGGCUCGAAUCGCAUUUCGGCAGCGAAUCGACCGCCUCCAACGAUUCGCGCGACGACGAGCCCAACGAACUGGACGUCGAGCCCACCAAGAAGAGCUACUUCAACGUGACCAUCAAAUCCCAGCAGCAGCAGCAGCAGCAGCAGCAGCAGCAGCUGCCGUCGAUCGCGGCCGCGUUGCCCGCUGUCGCAGCUGCCAAUACGCAGACGCUGCCGCGCAGCGCAGAGCGGGAACGGGAGCGGGAGCGGGAACGGGAGCGAGAACGUCUGGCCGCCACAACGCUCGAUCGGAAAUAUGUAAAGGAUGCACACGCUGGCCGGCCCAAGUACUAUCAGGGCAUCUCGAACUGGGCGGAGCGACAGGAGGCGCCGCUGCUGCAUCAUUUCUCCACGCAGGCCUUUCGCGAGGAUCUACAGGAGACGAUACGCCGCAAUGGGCUGAAGAAGAAGCACCAGCAGCAGCAGCAGCAACAGCAGCUGAAUGCAUCCAGCGACAGCUACGUCAGCCGGGAGGAUAUCUUGCAGCAGAAACGUCAGAGCUUGUCCUCACAGUUUCUGGCCAGAUCGGCGCGCGGCUCACGCGAUGCACUCGAUGAUCUGGAUGCCAUACCGGGCCCGGCGCCGCCCGCCGUCAUCCGUCAACAUCAGCUGGCGGCAGCGGCAGCUACUGUGCCGGCCCAGCGACCGGAGGAGCCGUCGCACAAGCGUGUCGCCUACGGUCAUGCGCAUGGCCAUGGACGCAGUAGCAGCAAUCCGAUCAAUGGCCUUGCCGCACAUCCUCAUGCCAAUGCGCGUGGCAGAAGCUAUGAGCCGCAGCUGCAGGUGUCGCAGCCGCAGCCGCAGCCGGCGCAAUUGCCGCCGCCGGAGUUCGCGACGAGCAGCAGCAGCAGCAAUCUGGGGCGGCCGACGGUGCCGCAGCGACGACGUGCCAUCGAGAAGAAGCUGGGCGAGCACAGCCACGCCCAUGUUCAUGUGCAUGUGCAGCCCGCCCAGUUGGCUGGCCACACGCAGCUGGAGCCGCCGCCGGACUACUCGCCGCCGCCGCGCAGCCGCUCCUCCUCGCCACAGGUGGACUAUAUGCUGACGCGUGCGACACGCCAUCCGGAGCCGCCGGCCAGCUCCGGCUUGACGCUCAGCCGGAAGCAGCAGCAGCGCACACGAUUCGCGCCCGCCACCGGCGCCGCCGCCGCCGCCAGCUCGGGCAACUCCAACUCGAAUCUGUCGACGCUGAGCGCCAGCAAGCCAAGCAAAAUGGGCCAGGUGAUUGGCAACUCGCUGCGCAAGCUGGUCAGCAAGAUCCGUUCGGCCAGCGCCGAGCGCAAGUUUCGCAUGAAAAGCGCCGCCAACGGCAAAUCCCGCGAGCAGUCGCCCAAUCGCCAGCAGCAGCCGGCGCUGGCGGCCAAGGGCGUCGGAGGCGUGGCCACCUAUCAGCAGUACAAUGUAAUCGACGGGCAUAUUGGCGGCAACGGAUCGGAGGAGUCGGAGGGCUCCGCUAGCGAUGGCCAGCGUCGGCAGCGCCAGCCGGAGGCGCCGUCCAGCCUGACGGGUAAGCAGCCGGCGUCGGCGACAGCGGCGGAUUCCGCGGAGCCAGCGAUGAGUCCGCGCCAGCGCUACUAUCUGGGCGAGGAUCCCUACUCCAGCACGCUGUACGGCAAGGAGAACAUCUACGAGCGGAAUCGCGUGCCGGCGUCACGCCAGCGCUACGAGACGCGCGAGCCGCUGGACGAGCAUGACGACUACUAUGAGACGCGGGCGCUGCCGGCAUCGAUGACGACCACAACGACGCUGGGUCGCUAUCAGAAGCAUGGCCAGCGCUUUAGCGGCUCGACGCCCAAUCUGCACGUGCAGCCGGACUAUCGGAAUGCGCAGACGCUGCCGCGUAAACUGCACGAACCGGCGCCAUAUCGCGCGCAACGUUAUCCCCAAACGCUGGACAAGAUGGGCAAUCGGCCGGCGCAGUAUAUGACACGCCAGAUUAGCCAGCAGACGCAGCUGGCACCGUUGGCAGCUGAACCGCAGGGUCCGGCCAAGCCGGCGCGCACCUAUGCCAAGGUACUCAAUCGCAGCAAGAGCUUCAAUGUGCACGGCAUGAACGGCGGCAACGAUCCUAGUCCCAUCUACAUCGAGAAGCUGACCAGAAACAACUACAGCGGACGCCACGAGCAGCAGUCGCCAUCGCCGUCGCCAUCGCAGGCAUACAAAUCGAAUCCGCAUCUGUGCAGCGGCGCCAGGGACAAUAACAAUUCGCUGAAGAGCGGCCUGAAGAGUCCGUCGAUUGUCAAUCUGAUCAGCCGCAGUCAGAAGGAUCUGACCAAAAUAUCGGGCAGCACGGAGGAUGAUCUCUAUGCGGAGGACAGCGGCAGCAAGCGUCAGCUCUAUUUGCGCAAUCUACAUCAGCAGGCGCCCGAUCUGUAUCGUGUCCUGCACGGCGACGAGGAUUACGGCCAGCGCCACAAGAAGCAUCCGUUGCAGCCAAAAUAUUCGCUGGACUCACGUUCGCCGCCGCCCGUCGAGCUCAACAAGGAUACGGCGAGCAUUGUGCGGCGCAGCAGCGAUGAUAGCAAGCGGCUACUCUAUGCCGAUGACCAGCUGCAUCAUCAUCAGCAUUCGCAUCAGCAUCAUCAUGUCCAGCAGCAACAUCAUCAGCAUCAUCAACAUCAUCAUGUCCAGCAGCAGCAGCAGCAGCAGCAGCUGCGUCGCGGCUCCGGCGCCACAAUCAUUGAGCUUCGCCAGCGCAAAUGAUGCCUUUGUCUCUGCCUUUCCCAUGCCCAGCAGCUAGCUUCCUCUCCCUCUCUCCUGCUCUCUCUCUCUCCCUCCCAUUCUCACUCGCUCUCUUUGCUCCUGAACAGUGUUUGCCAUUUUAGCUACUUUCUGGCUAAACUCAGCCUCUCUCUCAGAUUCUCAGCCGUCAACAGCUUGCAUAUUUUUAGCUGAUUUAGCUUCUUUUUUUUUUUUUUGGGCAUCUCAACACAUAGUGUUUUGUGUAACGAUAGUUCGAGCUGGGAUUAAGACUAAAUCUUAAAACUGUUUUAAAAAAAAGUCAAGCAAUGACAAAUCGAUUAAAGUACCCAAUUUACCAGCAAAAUUAGGUUGCAGCCUUAAAGCGAAAAAAAAGGCUAGAUUUAGCUAUAAAACAGCUUUUUCUCGCGACCGAAUUUGAAGGCUCGUGUCCGCAGAAAAAAAAGGGAAAAAAAGCACGACCCGCGCCCAGCUCUAAGCUCAAUGACAAUUACUUGCCAGCCUGUUUAUUUUUUAGUUAUUUUUACAACACUGGUUUCUGGUGUUCUUUGCGGCAGUUGGCAACACUGCGCCCGAAUGCGGCUUUCAGUUUCAUUUGACAAGCGGCAAAUAAAUAUGAAAGGCCCCCCUCAAGCCCCCUCUGCACGCCCUCCCUGCUGCUGGCCAACAUAUUCCCUGAUUUAUAUCAAAAUAUAUAUAUAU
Messenger RNA from Drosophila novamexicana, 4857 nucleotides. RefSeq lists its product as uncharacterized. The transcript has 7 exons. The record is from RefSeq and is a predicted model, not a curated record. Bases 193 to 4158 code for a protein of 1321 amino acids. NCBI's taxonomy places the organism in Eukaryota, Metazoa, Arthropoda, Insecta, Diptera, Drosophilidae.